Messenger RNA from Syngnathoides biaculeatus (alligator pipefish), 2713 nucleotides. RefSeq names its product GTPase IMAP family member 9 (gene gimapl). The record is from RefSeq and is a predicted model, not a curated record. Gene Ontology annotation, molecular function: GTP binding. NCBI's taxonomy places the organism in Eukaryota, Metazoa, Chordata, Actinopteri, Syngnathiformes, Syngnathidae. The transcript has 2 exons. The coding region runs from base 212 to 964 and encodes 250 amino acids.
CAUUAUUUUUUUGAGUGAAAUUAUUCCCGUCAGAUUAGUUUAUAAUCCUGAAAAGAGUUGCAAACUAUCAAAAAAUAUAUAUUCACUCGUGCGGAAGUGGGAAUGACGUCAGCAAGGAGGAAGAAGCAGAAUUUUCUUCCGCACUUUCGCCGACGCAAAGUGAACUCCCAACGCUAACUCGAGCCUAAAACGAGCGUCAAUUUGAAACAUUAUGGAAACCAACAAUCACGAACCGACUUCGGAGUCGUUGGCAUCCGGCGAGAGUAACGGCCCCAAGCAGAGUCUGUCCCCGCUGCGCCUGGUGGUCCUGGGCUGGCGCUGGCCCGGCAAGAGCUUGACGGCCAACACCAUCCUGGGCCGCGAGGAGUUCCGGCUGGAGCGCGCCGCCGAGUUCUGCGUGACGCGGCACACGGAGGUGCAGGGGCGCCCGGUCACCGUGGUGGACACGCCCGGCUGGUACUCCUCGCAGGAAACGCCGCAGUCCUACAAGAAGGAGAUCGCCCGGGGCGCCACCCUGUGCCCGCCGGGCCCUCACGCCUUCCUGCUGGUCAUCCCCGUGGGCAUGUUCACCGAACUGGACCGCGCCCGCAUCGAGGAGCACGUGGGCCUGUUCGGGGAGCGGGUGUGGCGGCACACCCUGGUGGUGUUCACCUGGGCCGACGUGCUGCGGACCAUCUCGCUGGAGCGCUACAUCCGGCGCGAGGGCGCCGAGCUGCAGCGCGUGCUGGAAAAGUGCCGGCGGCGCUACAUGGUCAUCAACAACUGCGUGUUCGAGGAGCAGACACAGGUGGGGCGCCUGAUGGAGCGCGUGGACAAGAUAGUCGCCGAGGAAGGCGGGCACUACCUGCCCGAGGAGGACCACCCGGGCCUUGAUGAGAACCAGAACCCGACCGCAGACGCCGGACCCAAGGCCGACGUCGCGGUGACUUUAGACAAAGACGCGACAACGCUCCCUGCCGAGUGACGCGUCCCCGACGCUUUAGGUACACCCGUGCGAUCGCCGGGGCUAAAGAUGUUUUUGCCCAAGAACGCACGUAACCGUCAUAUAAAAAGUUUUUGGGAUGUAGCAAUAUUACUCAACACUAUAACCACACUAGAUAGAUAAGAUUGGCUCUAUUUUGGGGGGAAAAAAAUAUUGAAAUAUUUUUUAUUUAAAACUGGGAUUUAUUUUUGUAAUAUGACUCUUUUUUUUUUUUUUUUUAAUUUGAAAAGGCAAGAUUGACCCUUUCCGGGCAGGGGUUGCAAAUUUGCAACAGGUUUAGUACAAUCGUAAAUUUCAAAAAUCCAGAGUAUCAUUGUCUGAAAGUAUCAGAUUAUAAAAAAUUACAAAAUUUUAUCUGGUCCAGAGAGGGUUAAGAUUUAUCCCCAUAGUACCCCCCCAAAAAACAAAACUUUAUUAAAAUUUUUUUAAAGAACAUCCAACUUUUUUCCCUUUUUUUGGGGGGGGGGGGGUCAAAAACCUAGCAUUUUUCAAGGGUGGGGGGAGGUCAAAAGUUUCAAAGGCGUGUUGACCAAUCCGCCCACUAGGUGGCGCAAGGACUUGUCUGCUUUGUUCUGGUGACUGAUGACAAUCCCACUAGAUGAGGAUUGUGCAAGUGUACCUACUCAAGUGUUUCAAAGAAAUGGUCAGCGAGUUCUUUUCCAGCUUUGGGGCCCCCCCCCCAAAAAAAAAAAAAAUCACCCUCCAAAGAACUUAGAAGUGGUAGAAAACCAAAACGUUCACUUUUGCACUGUGUUGCUGCUUUUCUCAAGAAUUGAUGAGAAUGUUGUACAGAUUUGAGAGCUGUAAGUGAACUCUGACCCUUAUUUAUUGCUGUAGUGGACAUAUUUAAUGCACGGUUAAAAAAAAAAAAAAUCUUGUCUAGACAAUAAUGCCUUUUCUUGCUGUAAGAUUGCUCUACUUUCCCCCCCUGAAAAAACAUUUUAAAAUUACAUUGUAUCAACCGAGAAAUAAUUUUUUUUUUAAUUAAUACUUAAUUCGUCAUAAAACACUGGUGAAAGAUUGCUAUUUUUUCCUGUAAUGUAGAGAUGUAUUAAAUUUAGGUCAAAACAGAUGGUCUGUUACAAAAUGUCCCCUUUGGUGAAUGGAGUCAUUAAAUUGGUUUGAAAUAUAUUUGUCUACUGUUUUACACAGAAAGUGUAUUUAUAAUUUUUUGUGGCAUUUUUCCAAUUCAAACUCUUUGUAACAAUCGGCGUGACGACUGAAUGGCCUCUACAGCCAUGCAGUGUCUCAAUUCUACCUCAAUUCGUGAUUGAUCGGCAUAAGACUUUCCAAUUGAUUGAUCCAUAAGACUGUCAGUACUAUUACCGCUACCGAUUACUAUUAUUAUUAGUACUAAUCCCCUGCUGUUGUUUUGUACAAUGACUGCGGUGUCCAUUUUAGUGCCCAAAUUAUUUUUUAUGUACUUAAUAAAGCACUCUGAGCCCUUAAAUGAUCCCUUGUCUCAUUUGAUCAGUUACAUUUUUACACCUCUAAGUAAUAUUACUAAAAUUACUUGAACGUCAACGUGAAUGCUUUUUGCCGGCAUUUUCUUUUCACCCUGUCGAACGAGUCGUCCAUCUUAAGUGUUGUGUGAACGGCGCAAGCGCGAGACAACGCGACAAAAACAGGCCGUGUGUCAAUAGAAACCGGACGGUUCAAUAGAAACCAACAAAGAGAGGGGAAAAAAAAAAAAACAUCCACGCACCUGCAAGCGCUGUCAUAUUGUGUCAU